Molecule: messenger RNA, 1149 nt
Organism: Andrographis paniculata
Lineage: Eukaryota; Viridiplantae; Streptophyta; Magnoliopsida; Lamiales; Acanthaceae
Product: protein TIC 22-like, chloroplastic
Exons: 7
Coding region: 50-916 (288 amino acids)
Biological process (GO): protein transport
Cellular component (GO): chloroplast
Source: RefSeq, a predicted model, not a curated record
AACUUUCAAUACUUGAAAAAAUUGGAAUACCUAGACGGAAAGCACCGCAAUGAAUUUCUUUAAGCCCAGAGAAUCCACGGCUAAUGGUGCGGCCUCAUCGCCACCUCCGCCGCCGCCGCCGCCGCAUGUUCUCCUCCAGCAUGCCAUCAACUCUGUCCAAACUCAUUUCUCAAACUUGGUCAAUGAGUGGCGUAACAAACCCCUUCUGAGAAAUCCCGUAUUCGCCAAAAUUUCAAACGGAAACAACACCGUAUAUGGACAGUCCAAUUCCGUCGGCAGCAGUUCCAGUGCCAAGAAUUUCGCGAUGUCAGACGAAGCUAUUGAGGAGAGGCUCGCUGGAGUGCCGGUGUAUGCACUGAGCAACGGUUCACAGGAGUUUGUCCUCGUUUCGGGCACGAACACGGGGAAAAAUCUCGGUUUGUUCUGCUUUAGCGAAGCCGAUGCUGAUUCCAUUCUUAAGCAGAUGAAAUCGGUCGAUCCAUCUAUGAGCUCUGGCUCGGAGGUCGUGGCUGUUGCCUUAAGCAAGAUUUUUCAGCUGAAAGUUGACGGAGUGGCUUUUAGGCUGAUUCCUGAGGCUUCUCAGAUAAGGAAUGCAUUGAAGGAGAGAAAAACUUCUGGCGUCACUGAUGAAAGUUUUCCAGGGGUUCCAGUUUUCCAGUCAAAAAGCUUGAUUUUGCGGAGCCACAACAAGAGAUACCGUCCUGCUUUUUUCAGAAAGGAGGAUCUCGACAAGUCCCUUUCAAGAGCUUCGCGUGAUCAGAGGCAGUUAAAUCCCCUUCUGAGGCAAGGAGAGAUACAGGUUGCCACUCUUGAGGAUAUAAUUCAGCAAAUGAAGGACACCUCAGUUUCCUCGUGCGAUGAUGUGGUCUUCAUCCCACCGGGCUUUGAUGUUUCAACUGAUCCCUUUAAGAAAUAAACUUGUAGAUGGAUGAUGAUAGUGCCAUAGAGUAUCGUUGCGGUUACAGGUAUGUAUUUAGUUGUCUCUAGUUUUAGCUUGGAGCAGAAGAUAGAUAUAUAUAUAUAUAUUUAUAUAUAUAUAUAACAUUACAAGCUGGAUUUUGUUUCAAGAAUGGUUGUUUUCAUGGAUUGCGGCGUAGGGAUGAGCUGUUGAUGAUUUUGCAUUAAAAGGAGAUUUAUAUUUGGUGUUCA